This is a messenger RNA of Neltuma alba, 1109 nucleotides long. Its product is annotated as TMV resistance protein N-like. Bases 174 to 1109 code for a protein of 311 amino acids. Gene Ontology annotation, biological process: defense response. NCBI's taxonomy places the organism in Eukaryota, Viridiplantae, Streptophyta, Magnoliopsida, Fabales, Fabaceae. The record is from RefSeq and is a predicted model, not a curated record. Gene Ontology annotation, molecular function: ADP binding. The transcript is spliced from 3 exons.
AUUCAAAAAAUAUCAGGCCUGAAGCUAAACUUGUCAAAAAGAUUGUCAAAGAUAUUUUGAGCAAAUUGAAUCGCAAGUCGUCCUUUCAUGUGGAAGGACUAGUUGGAAUUGAUCAUCAGAUUCAGGAAGUUGAAGAGCUACUGAGUGAAGCUCGCAUUGUGGGAAUAUGGGGUAUGGGUGGUAUAGGCAAGACCACUCUUGCUAGUGCCGUAUUUGAGAGGUUGAGAGCAGAGUUUGAAGCUUCCUGCUUUGUUGAAGAUGUAAGAAAACUGCUGGAAAAGAAUGGUGGCUUGAAUGCAUUACAGGAAAAAUGCCUUAAAGAAUUAUUAAAAGAUGAGGAGAUUAACACUUACAAUUUAAGGUCUGAUUUUGUGAGAAGAAGGCUUCACCGUAAAAAAAUUCUUCUGGUACUUGAUGAUGUGGACAAUUUUAUGGCGGCUGAAAAUUUAAUCAAAGCAUGUGGUUGGUUUGGGGAAGGAAGUAGAAUUAUUAUCACAUCAAGAGACAUGCAAGUGCUUAAAAAUACUUCUGCAUUUCUAACAUAUCGUGUUCCAACAAUGUAUCACCAUGAUGCUCUUCAUCUCUUUAGUUUGAAAGCUUUUAAGCAAAAUCAGCCAUUCAAAAACUACUUGGAGUUAUCAAAGCGGGCAGUGUAUUAUUGUCAUGGAAAUCCUUUAGCUCUAAAAGUGUUGGGUUGCUUUCUUCAUGGCAGAGGAAAAGAAGUAUGGGACAGUGCUCUGACAAAACUAAAUCAUACUCUUCACAAGGACAUUUUUAAAGUGUUGAAAUUGAGUUUUGAUGGACUUGAUGAUGACAUGCAGAAGAAUGUAUUUCUUGACCUAGCAUUUUUCUUGAACGUAGGACAUGGGAUUUCUCUAGAUUGUACAAGAGGCUUAUAUGGCUCUCAUGCACGUAUUGAGAUAAGUGUACUUAAAGAGAGAUCCCUCAUUUCAGUGGAUAGAUAUGGUAAUAUUGAGAUGCAUGCUCUAUUAGUGGAGAUGGGGCUUGAAAUUUCUCAGCAACAAUUAAUAUCUAACCCUGAAAAACCCAUUCGACUUUGGAGACCCCAGGAUGUUUUUCAUUUCAUGAAAAAUGACAAGUUGAUGUAG